Molecule: messenger RNA, 234 nt
Organism: Penicillium oxalicum
Lineage: Eukaryota; Fungi; Ascomycota; Eurotiomycetes; Eurotiales; Aspergillaceae
Exons: 1
Coding region: 1-234 (77 amino acids)
Source: RefSeq, a predicted model, not a curated record
AUGUGGUUCAACGGGCGAGAAGCAUCCGCGGCGUGCAGGCUCGUGAUGGAUCACGGAAUCAUGCGUGCUUCUGCAAUCCUGAGGGCGACCAAGUUGGGCUGGACGCUGGUGGAGCUAAGCCUGUUUAAGUUUAGUCCAAUAGACCCGCCCAAAGAAUCAACCAACGUAUUCCUGUACGAACUGGCCAAAUUCCGAACACCUGAGUUCUCCAAUCUCGCAUCCAGCAGUGGCUAA